This is a messenger RNA of Pistacia vera, 3972 nucleotides long. Its product is annotated as protein EXPORTIN 1A-like. Gene Ontology annotation, molecular function: small GTPase binding; nuclear export signal receptor activity. The record is from RefSeq and is a predicted model, not a curated record. Gene Ontology annotation, cellular component: nucleus; cytoplasm. Lineage: Eukaryota; Viridiplantae; Streptophyta; Magnoliopsida; Sapindales; Anacardiaceae. Gene Ontology annotation, biological process: ribosomal small subunit export from nucleus; protein export from nucleus; ribosomal large subunit export from nucleus.
GUGGACUCUUCCUCAACACUCUCUCUCUCUUCCUUCUCUCUUCUACACACCACUCAUCAAAGUCUUUCGUCUUUCCUUUUUCGAAUUUCUCUCUUUUUAUUUUUUUUGUUUUCGUUUUUCUCUCUCUUAGGGUUUCGCUUUCGUCCGUACAGCUUCUAGGGUUUACUACUUGACAGUCGCUUGCUCUCUCGACAGUGUUGUCUUUGCAACUGAGAUUACCAUCGAUUUCAUUUCACGCCAUGGCGGCCGAGAAGCUUCGAGAUUUGAGCCAGCCGAUUGACGUCGCCUUGCUCGACGCCACGGUUGCGGCCUUCUACGGCACCGGAUCUAAGGAAGAAAGAACAGCUGCAGAUCAGAUCUUGCGGGACUUGCAAAACAAUCCUGACAUGUGGCUCCAAGUUGUGCACAUUCUACAGAAUACAAAAAACCUGAACACCAAGUUUUUUGCUUUGCAGGUUCUUGAAGGAGUUAUUAAAUAUAGAUGGAAUGCAUUGCCUGCUGAACAGCGUGAUGGAAUGAAGAAUUACAUUUCUGAAGUCAUUGUACAGCUUUCAAGUAAUGAGGGAUCUUUUCGAUUAGAACGGCUGUAUGUCAACAAACUAAAUAUCAUAUUGGUUCAGAUUUUGAAGCAUGAGUGGCCGGCUAGAUGGCGAAGCUUUAUCCCAGAUCUUGUUGCCGCUGCCAAAACCAGUGAAACAAUAUGUGAGAAUUGCAUGGCAAUAUUAAAGCUUCUAAGUGAAGAAGUAUUUGAUUUUUCAAGAGGGGAAAUGACUCAGCAGAAGAUCAAAGAGCUCAAACAAUCGUUGAACAGUGAGUUUCAGCUCAUUCAUGAGUUAUGCUUGUAUGUCUUAUCGGCAUCUCAGAGAACUGAGCUUAUACGAGCAACACUGUCCACUUUGCACGCAUUCCUUUCUUGGAUUCCCUUGGGCUAUAUUUUUGAAUCCCCAUUACUCGAAACACUCCUGAAAUUUUUUCCACUGCCAUCGUAUAGGAAUCUCACUCUACAGUGUUUAACAGAGAUUGCAGCCCUCAAUUUUGGUGACUUCUAUAAUGUGCAGUAUGUUAACAUGUAUAACGUAUUCAUGGUUCAGUUACAGACCAUUCUCCCGCCAACUACAAACAUCCCUGAGGCUUAUGCGCAUGGUUCUAGUGAGGAACAGGCAUUUAUCCAGAAUCUGGCACUCUUUUUUACGUCAUUUUACAAGUUUCAUAUCGAGUGCUGGAAUCCUCACAAGAAAAUAAAUGCAUUGCUUAUGGGUCUUGAAUAUCUAAUUAAUAUCUCAUAUGUGGAUGACACGGAGUUUUUAAGGUGGUCAUUCGUCAUUUGCCCCUGUUUGCUUGGACUAUGGAACUCUUUGGUUUUGGAGUUGUUUGAUGCCCAUAAUCUGGAUAAUCCUGCAGUAGCUGCAACAUUAUGGGCUUGCCGUUUUCUGUGUAUUGAAUCACCAGAUGCCUUUAAUUCCACCGUGGUUGAUGGUAUUGGAGCACAACUAAUGCAGCGAAGGCAGCUUUAUGCUGUUCCAAUGUCCAAAUUGAAUGUGAUGAUCUGUCGUAUGGCUAAGCCUGAAGAAGUCUUGAUAGUUGAAGAUGAAAUGGGACAUUUUCGUGAAAUGAAGGACAAUGAUGUUCUUGUUCAAUAUAAGAUUAUGAGGGAGACGUUAAUAUACUUGUCACACCUUGACCAUGAGGAUACUGAAAAGCAGAUGCUAAAAAAGUUAAGUAAACAAUUGAGUGGUGAAGAUUGGACAUACAAUCUAAACACUUUGUGUUGGGCGAUUGGAUCCAUAUCUGCCAUGAUGGAGGAGCAGGAAAAUAGAUUUCUAGUAAUGGUCAUUCACUUACUGAAUCUAUGUGAAAUGACGAAAGGGAAAAUAACAAAGCUGUUAUGCAAGUAUGUUGUUGGACAGUAUCCAAGAUUUUUGAGAGCGCAUUGGAAGUUCUUGAAAACUGUUGUGAAUAAGUUAUUUGAGUUCAUGCACGAAACACAUCCUGGAGUUCAGGAUAUGGCUUGUGACACAUUCUUGAAAAUUGUUCAGAAGUGCAAGCGGAAGUUUGUGAUUGUACAGGUUGGAGAAAAUGAGCCAUUUGUGUCUGAACUUCUAUCAGGCCUUGCAACAACUGUCGCAGAUCUUGAACCUCAUCAGAUCCACAUAUUUUAUGAAUCUGUUGGUCAUAUGAUUCAAGCAGAGUCUGAUACCCAGAAGAGGGAGGAAUACUUGCAGAGGUUGAUGGCUCUUCCAAACCAGAAAUGGGGUGAAAUCCUAGCACAGGCACACCAAAGCGUGGAUUUUUUGAAAGAUCAAGAUGUCAUCAGGACUGUGCUUAAUAUUUUACAGACAAAUACAAGUGUUGCCAGCUCUCUUGGAACGUUCUUCUUGUCGCAAAUUUCUGUCAUCUUUUUGGACAUGCUAAAUGUCUACAAAAUGUACAGCGAGCUUAUAUCAAGUAGCAUUGCCGAAGGAGGGCCUUUUGCAUCUAAGACAUCAUAUGUGAAGCUUCUGCGCUCUGUUAAGAGGGAGACUCUGAAACUCAUUGAGACAUUCUUGGACAAGGCUGAAGAUCAACCACAGAUUGGAAAACAGUUUGUGCCCCCAAUGAUGGAUCCUGUCCUUGGUGACUAUGCUAGGAAUUUACCUGAUGCUAGAGAGUCAGAAGUGUUAUCCCUCUUUGCGACAAUAAUAAACAAGUACAAGAGUGCAAUGAUAGAUGAUGUGCCUCGUAUAUUUGAAGCCAUUUUCCAGUGCACACUGGAGAUGAUAACCAAAAAUUUUGAAGAUUACCCGGAGCAUAGACUCAAGUUCUUUUCAUUGCUUCGUGCCAUUGCUACUCACUGUUUUCCUGCUUUGAUUCGGCUGUCAAGUCAGCAACUUAAGCUAGUAAUGGAUUCAAUCAUUUGGGCAUUUCGGCACACUGAACGGAAUAUUGCUGAAACUGGGUUAAAUCUUUUAUUGGAGAUGCUGAAGAACUUCCAGGCUUCUGAGUUCUGUAACCAAUUCUACCGGACAUAUUUUUUGACAAUCGAGCAAGAAAUAUUUGCUGUCUUGACAGACACAUUUCAUAAACCUGGGUUCAAGUUGCAUGUUCUAGUGCUGCAGCACUUGUUUUGCUUGGCUGAGAGUGGCUUGUUAACAGAGCCUUUGUGGGAUGUUGCCACAAUUUCUUAUCCGUAUCCGAAUAAUGCAAUGUUUGUUCGUGAGUAUACCAUAAAACUUUUGGGUACUUCAUUUCCCAACAUGACUGCAUCAGAGGUUACUCAAUUUGUGAAUGGAUUAUUUGAGUCAAGAAAUGACCUUUCCACAUUUAAGAAUCACAUACGAGACUUUCUUGUGCAGUCAAAAGAAUUUUCAGCUCAGGACAACAAAGAUUUGUAUGCAGAAGAAGCUGCCGCUCAACGGGAAAGAGAGCGACAACGAAUGCUUUCUAUUCCAGGGCUUAUUGCCCCCAACGAGAUACAAGAUGAAAUGGUGGACUCAUAGAUGGCUAACUUUGCCAUUGGAAAUUAAUUUCAUCAUUUUAAUUUUUUUUAAUCUGGGAGUUGCUCUAGGCAUCUUGAUUCAAUUACAAGAAUCAGGUGAUAUGAACACAGAUAGGAGCAUUUUUUCCCAUUCUUUUAUCAUCCCCAGAAUUUUCGGUCCCAUGGAAACCGGUGAAUCGUGAAGGCGCCAGUGCGCCAUUCUUUUGGUUGCUGUGGGCGUGGUGCUUCUGUGUCUUUAUUGGCUGGGUGUAGAGUAUUUUAGAAUGCUAAUGUAGGGUGUUAUACCGAGUCACUGUACGGGUUUUCCUGGAUCCAGCUUGAUAUAUUUGUACUCAGUCAUGAUGGUUGGAAAGCAGACUGUCUGUUUAGAUGACUCAUUUUGAAGUGUUGAUUCAAUCCAUUAGGUGUUAAUACUACACACUAACCUUGGCGAGUUUGUGCAGAAAAUUCCCUUAAUAUUUCAUAUUAAUAGAAUGCUCUGUGUUUUUGUGUUAUUC